Cladophialophora yegresii CBS 114405 is the source of this 1599-nucleotide messenger RNA. RefSeq lists its product as uncharacterized. Gene Ontology annotation, biological process: transmembrane transport; carbohydrate transport. Gene Ontology annotation, cellular component: membrane. NCBI's taxonomy places the organism in Eukaryota, Fungi, Ascomycota, Eurotiomycetes, Chaetothyriales, Herpotrichiellaceae. The record is from RefSeq and is a predicted model, not a curated record. Gene Ontology annotation, molecular function: carbohydrate:proton symporter activity. The coding region runs from base 1 to 1599 and encodes 532 amino acids. The transcript has a single exon.
AUGUCGAAGGGAUACUUCGAGCUGGCUGGUCGCCAGUUCCCCAGGAAGACAUGGUAUAGGGAUCCUGCUCUAAGGAGGACAUACAUCUGCCUCAUGUUCGUCGUCCUCACCAGUGCCACCAAUGGCUACGACGGUUCCAUGAUGAACGGUCUUCAGUCUCUUCAGCCAUGGCAGGAGCAUUUCAACCAUCCCAAGGGUGGCAAGAUCGGGAUCCUGAACGCCAUCAUGUCCAUCGGUUCUCUGGCCGCCAUCCCCUUUGUCCCCUACGCCGCCGAUUACCUCGGCCGCCGCAUGGCUAUCUUGACCGGCUGCAUCAUCAUGAUGGUCGGUGUCGUCCUGCAAUCCAUCUCGGCCGGCUUUGGCAUGUUCUUGGGCGCCCGGUUCCUCCUCGGUUUCGGCGUCGCCAUUGCCCACGGUGCUUCGCCUCUGCUUAUCACCGAGUUGGUGCACCCUCAACACCGUGCCAUCUUCACCACCAUCUACAACACGACCUGGUAUGCCGGAUCCAUUGUUGCCGCCUGGUUGACCUACGGAACCGACCACAUCAACAACAACUGGUCAUGGCGCAUCCCGACCAUCGUCCAGGCAGCUCCCUCCAUCAUCCAGGUGGUUUUCAUCUGGUUCGUCCCUGAAUCGCCUCGCUGGUUCAUCGCACACGGCAAGGAAGAGAAAGGUCUCAACAUCCUUUUCGACGUCCAUGCCAACGGCGACCGCAACGACGAGAUGGUCCAGCUCGAGUUCGUUGAGAUCCGCGACACCCUCACGCUCGAGAAGGAGAUCGAGGGCAACCAAUGGCUCGAACUCAUCAAGACCAAGGGCAACCGCCGCAGACUCAUCAUUUUGUUGUCUGCCGGUCUCUUCUCGCAAUGGUCUGGCAACGGCCUGGUCUCGUACUACAUCACCAAAAUCCUCACCAACAUCGGCUACACGGACACGCUGACCCAGAACCUGAUCAACGGCGUUCUCCAGAUCUUCAACCUCCUCAUCGCCGUCGGCGCCUGCUUCUUCGUCGACAAGGUCGGUCGCCGCAGGCUCUUCCUCAUCUCCACCACGGGCAUGUUGGUGACCUUCAUCGUGUGGACCAUCUGCUCGGCGCGCUACGCCAUCAACGGCUCCCGAGGCGCCGCCAACGCCGUCGUCGGCAUGAUCUACAUUUACUACUUCUGGUACAACAUUGCCUGGUCCGGCAUGUUGGUCGGCUACUGCGCGGAAAUCCUGCCCUACAACAUCCGCGCCAAGGGUCUGACCGUCAUGUUCUUGAUGGUCGACGUGGCGCUCUUCUUCAACCAGUACAUCAACCCCAUCGCUCUGGACGGCAUCGGCUGGAAGUACUACAUCUUCUACUGCGUGUGGCUCGGCUUCGAGCUCGCCAUCGUCUACUUCUUCUACGUCGAGACCCGCAACACGCCCCUCGAGGAAAUCGCCAAGCACUUCGACGGCGACCAGGCCUUGGUUGCCGGCGCCGCUGCCUCCAACAAGGGGCUCACCUUGGCCGCUGAGAUGGGCUUGGACGCCACAGUCACCCAGCGCCACGAGCUCGAGGAGAAGCGAAACUCUGUGCAGGUGGAGAACGCUGCCCGUACCAAGAGCGAGCUGUAG